This is a messenger RNA of Thecamonas trahens ATCC 50062, 2688 nucleotides long. RefSeq lists its product as uncharacterized. The transcript has a single exon. Gene Ontology annotation, molecular function: protein binding. NCBI's taxonomy places the organism in Eukaryota, Apusomonadida, Apusomonadidae. The record is from RefSeq and is a predicted model, not a curated record. The coding region runs from base 1 to 2673 and encodes 890 amino acids.
AUGGUGCUAUUGCUGGUGGUGCUGAGCGCAGGUACCGGGCUGGCUGGCGGUGCUGGGCUCAACAUCGACCUGACAGCAGCAGCGGCGGGCGGGCACGAUCCGGCGGCACUGGGAGCGUCUGCGGCGGUGGUAGGGCAGUCUCGCGACAGGCUGCUGGUCUCGGUCAUGCACCCACAAGUGCCGCUGGAUGCGGGUAGCCCAGAUGUGGUCAAAGAGCGACUUGAGGCGGCCCGGAAGGCACUGGCGAGCGGAGGGUCUGACCAGGCCGCGACGGUCGUUGCUGACCUCGCCGAACUUGUGGCGGACGAGGACGGCGAGGCGAUGCGGGUGAGCGCGCAUGCGCUAGCGACGGUGCAGCCUCCACGUAUGGGUGAGGCGCUAGAGUUGCUUGCGGCUUGCCCAGCUCCCGAGUGCGCGUUGACUCGCGGAGUUUGGCUCGCGGCGGCGGGCGAGACGACGCUUGCGUUGGAUGCACUGCUUGCGGCAGUGGCAAUGGGUAAGGAAGCCGGGCGCGAGCUUGCAGACGCGCAUUACGCCAUGGGCAUGGUGCUUGCCGGGGCUGGGCGGCUGGGCAAGGCGCGCGAGGCGCUGGCGGCAGCACUUGCCGUGGACGCAAACCAUUUCUUGGCGCUGAUGGAAUCGGCGCACCGUGAGGAGGACCCGGAGCGGGCGUUUGGGCUGUAUAUGCGGGCGGCCGAGGCCGAUGCAACAAUGAUCGAACCGCUUCUGGGCGUAGCCGAGCUGAUGAUCAACGGCUCGGCGUACAGCUCUGCGCUGGUGUACUACACUCGGGCUCUGAUGCUCGAUGCGUCGUCAGCGCCGGCCCUGGCUGGCAUGGCGAGUGUGUACCUGCGAUUGGGACGGCCGCACCACGCGCUGGCAGUGCUGUCGACUGAGUACGUGCCGGAGCAUCCGUCGCUCGAGUACUUGCGCGGCCUUGCUCACUUUGAGGCUGGCAACAUCGCAGGCGCGGCGGCGUCGUUCCUGGAAGUAACCAAAGCCAACGCAACCCACGGCGGGGCGUGGGCGUCGGCGGCGCGCUCGCUGCUGGAGCUGGGCAUGCUGGAUGAAGCCAAGGCGGCAGUCUCCAUGGCGCACCGCCUGCUGUCGGGCUCCAAGCUUGUGCGGAUGCUGGUUGCCGACAUCUCGAUUGCGAGCCGGGCGCCUCCGGCGUUUGCGGAGCAGGUUGUUCUCGACAUGCUGGCCCGCAACAACUCGCGCGCUGCGCUCGGCAUGGUUCGUGCACGCGCCGAGAGUGACAAUCCGCUACCUCACCAUUUCGAGCCUGUGCUGACAGCUCUGGCUUCGGGCUCUUUGCCGGGCAUCUGCGAGCUGACCAGCAGGGACGACGGAAGUCUCACUGGUCUGGAAGCACUCGCAAGCGCACGGCUGCUGGCACCACCGCGCGGCGCAGGCAAGGAAUCAAAGCUGCCGAGUCGGUCGUCGUCGGCACUUGCCCGUGCGGCGUGGCGGUACCUUGUGGAUGGCUUGGCGUACACGCGCGCGGUGGCCGUGCUCGACGCUGCGCCUCCUAGCAAGGACGAUGUGAGCGUGACGCGCGGAAAGGCGCUGGCAUCGUGGCUGGCGCGUGCGAGCUUGGUCGGACAAACCGUGCUUGGGCCGGGACUGGCGGUUGCCGAGGUGAGCCGCGAGUGGCAGACGUACCUGCUGGCACAAUGGGGCGUUUCUAGCGGGCGGAUGGAACUGCUGCCGCGGGCAGCCGGGGAUGUGCGGACCCGGAUUGGCCUGCUGGUGACCCGUAGUGCGUUUGGUGGGCUUGACCGGGUCGGCAGCACUAAUCCGCUGGAAGCGCUUGUGCUUGCGCUGCGGAGCGUGAACGAGAAUGUCGAGGCGUACGUGUACCUUGCCGAUGCCGAGCCCAUGGCACGGGCAGCCGGCGAGGCAGCGGCGGCGGGACUUCGCAAUGAGUCGCGGAUCGCUGUUGCCGAUCUGCACCAGGUCGCAGCGCCUGUGGCACUCCGGCGGCUUCGCGGGGAUUCUUUGGACCUGCUUGUGGACCUGUCGCGAUCGUGCGAGCCUGCACUGGGCGGGCUCGGGCCGAUUAUGGCGGCGAGACCAGCUCUGAGCACGGCGCGGCUGUUUGGGGCGUCGGGCUGUAUUCCGACGACUAGGCCGCCGAUCGGGUUGCGGGCGGCGGAGGGCGAUGACCUUGCCGACGUGGCGUCGGCUUGGGCUCCGCCGGUGGACAUCAGUCUGCGGCAAUCCGUGCAGGCAUCGAUGGGCUGGGAUAGUGCAGACGGAAAGGUUGUGGGCACGUUUGGCGCGCUCUCGUCUGAUGUCGACGCUUGGCUGAGGAAGCCGUCGCGAAUCAACCGGGUUGUGGUGGGUGUAGGCGCCGGCGAGGCGAACCUGCACGAUCGGUGCACGGCGGCCAAGGUGAGCUGCGCAUCGAUGGAUGCGCACGCGGAGCUUGUUGCCGGGCUGGACGAAUACGCGGCGCUUCUCUCUUCGCACACGACGCUGGCGCAGCUCGAGUGGGUAGUCCUUGCGCUGCGGUCCGGGGUGGAGGUGACGGUGGUUCGACUCGACAGCAACAUGUCUGAAGCGGGGCGGCGGAUCCAGCGGGUGGUGAAGCGGUAUCAAGCAAGCGGCGGCCGCGUGGGCGCCAACCCGAUGGCUGCAUCCGUCGCCAUUGUGAAUGCGGCCAAGUAAGUAAAUGCCAUGCCG